GCCCCGCCUCAGGAACCCGGAAGUAAUCUCCCCCAUAGGCCGCUGUGUAGCGGAGAAACGUGAGUUUGGAGCGGCGGAGGGCUGGUCUGUGGUUACGGGCGGACUGUGACUCUCCAGUCGCCUGCCCCCACCGCGUGCCUCUGGCCCAUUGAGGGCCGCCUUUCAGGACUUGGGGGCUGAAGCAGACCGAGGGAAGUCGCCGCUGCAUCCCGCCUCCCAAGCUGUGCCUCAUGGAGUCUACGUUCAGCAGCCCCGCGGAGGCGGCGCUGCAGCGGGAGGCGGGCGCCGCGGGGCUACUCACUCCUCUCGCGGACCUGGAUCGAGUGUACGAACUGGAGAGAAUCGUUGGAUUUGUCCGCGACCUGGGGUGUCAACGGGUGGCCUUGCAGUUCCCUGACCAGCUAUUGGGAGAUGCUAGGGCCGUGGCUACACGACUGGAGGAGACCACGGGAUCGAAGAUGUUCAUUCUGGGGGACACAGCCUAUGGCAGCUGCUGUGUGGAUGUGCUGGGUGCUGAGCAAGCUGGAGCUCAGGCCCUUGUACAUUUUGGCCCUGCCUGCUUAAGCCCUCCAGCCCGCCCAUUGCCCGUGGCCUUCGUCUUUGGUCAACGUUCUGUGGCCUUGGAGCUCUGCGCAAAGGCCUUUGAGGCCCAGAACCCAGACCCCACAGCGCCUGUGGUGCUGCUGAGUGAACCAGCCUGCGCCCAUGCCCUGGAGGCCUUGGCCACUCUCCUGCGCCCGAGGUACCUGGACCUGCUUGUCUCCAGCCCGGCUCUUCCCCUGCCAGUGGGUUCCCUCAAACCAGAUCCUGAGCCCCUGGAGCGUUUUGGGCGCCGCUUCCCCCUGGCUCCAGGAAGGUGUCUAGAAGAGUAUGGUGCCUUCUAUGUAGGGGGCCGUGAGGCCCUCCCUGAUCCUGACCUCUGCCCAGACCUGAGCCGGCUGCUCUUGGGCUGGGCACCAGGGCGGCCCUUUUUCUCUUGCUGCCCAGACACAGGCUGGACUCAGGAUGAAGGUGCCCAAGCUGGGCGGCUAAGAGCACGUAGACGCUAUCUGGUAGAGAGGGCCAGAGAUGCCCGUGUGGUGGGGCUGCUGGCGGGCACAUUAGGUGUGGCCCGACACCGUGAGGCACUGGCACACUUGCGGAACCUGACUCAAGCUGCCGGCAAACGUAGCUAUGUGUUGGCCCUGGGGCGGCCCACACCUGCCAAGCUUGCCAACUUCCCUGAGGUGGACGUCUUUGUGCUGUUGGCCUGUCCUCUGGGUGCCCUAGCCCCGCAGCCUUCUGGCGGCUUCUUCCGGCCUGUAUUGGCACCAUGUGAGCUGGAGGCUGCCUGCAACCCCGCCUGGCCACCUCCAGGCCUGGCUCCCCACCUCACACAUUAUGCGGACUUAUUGCCUGGCUCUCCUUUCCAUGUGCCCCUCCCGCCACCUGACUCGGAGCUGUGGGACACCCCAGAUGUGUCACUCAUUACUGGGGAACUCCGACCCCCACCUGCAUGGAAGCCAUCAAAUGAUCCUGGAUGCUUGGCCCUGACACCGCGACCCCAGCUGGAGCUGGUGGAGAGCAGCCCUGCCGCUUCAUUCCUUAGUUCCCGGAGCUGGCAGGGGCUGCAACCUUGCCUGGGUCAGACACCGGUGACAGGAGCUGUGAGUGGAAGACGAGGGAUUGCCAUCGCCUACGAGGAUGAGGGAAGCAGCUGAUGGCAUGUGGGGCCAGAGACACAGGUGGACGUAAGAAUCACUGCUAGGCCUUAAGUGCUCCCUGCACCGACCUCACCCUCCACCAGGAUCACUGAGGGAGCCUGGAAAGAGGGAGGGCAGGUAGCUCCUCACUGAGGACAGGAUCCAGCCCUGUCCAUCCUGCCACGGCCACAAGGCUUAGCACAUAUUGGUAGUAAAUGCCUGUUGUUUGACUGAUGGGGGGAACGGCUUUGGGUCUUCCCUGAAGCUUUCUGGGAGCAGCGUAGGACCUCUUGCCAAUCCCAGUUCCUGCUAUGCACUUGAGGGUCUGCCCUUGUCAAAGGCAUGUGCUGGAUGGUCUAGACCAGGGUUUCUCAACCUUGGCACUGUUGACAUUUUGGGCUCGAUAAUUCUUUGUUGCAAGGGGUUGUCCUGUGCAUUGUAGGAUGUUUAGCAUCAUCUCUGGCUUCUGCUCACUAGAUUCCAGUAGCUUACCCCUCUUCAAUAGUGAUAACCAAAAAUGUUUACAGACAUUGACAAAUGUCCCCUGUGGGGGCAGAACUGCUCCUAGUUGAGAACCGCUGGUCUACCCCUAUGCCAUCCAGUACAGUAGCCAUCAGACGUAUGUGGCUAUUUGAAUUAAUUAAGAUUAAUAACUCAGUUUCUUAGUCAUACCACAUUUCAGUGCUCAGAUAGCCACAUGAGAGGACAGCGCAGCAAUAGGACAUUUCCAUUGUUGCAGAAAGCUCUGUUGGACAGUGCUGGUCUACACUGAGUCCUGUUUGUUUCUCAGGGAGAUCAUAGAAACUUGAAUAAACCAGAUACUUUUUCUCCUUC
Messenger RNA from Equus caballus (horse), 2516 nucleotides. RefSeq names its product diphthamide biosynthesis 2 (gene DPH2). Lineage: Eukaryota; Metazoa; Chordata; Mammalia; Perissodactyla; Equidae. Gene Ontology annotation, molecular function: 2-(3-amino-3-carboxypropyl)histidine synthase activity. The record is from RefSeq and is a predicted model, not a curated record. Gene Ontology annotation, biological process: protein histidyl modification to diphthamide.